AUGCGGACAGUGGAUAAUGUUGGAAAGUUAUUCCAACCAAUUGAAGAUAUUAUAACCGAGAAGCUUAUUCCUGCACUGACGAGAAGAAGUCAUUGUUCCAUUGAAGAAAGAAAGUUGUUGUCGCUGCCAACAAGAUAUGGAGGUGUGAACAUCGUAAAUCCAGUCGAAGAAGCUAGUCUGCAACUUGAUGCAUCUGGAAAGAUCACUGAGCCCUUGAAGAAAAUGAUAAUCGAGCAAUCUGAUUCGUACAGAAAACCAGAUUUGUUGUGUGAAAUCAAAGCGAAGCUACGUCAACAGAAAGCAAAUCAUCAUGCGAGCAAGGCCAAAAUUAUUAGAGAAAGUUUACCUGCUUCAAAACAACGGACAAUGGAUUUGUUAAAUGAAUUUCGGGACGCUUUAUGUCUAAGAUAUAAUUGGCAGUUGAAAAAUGUUGCACAACAUUGUGUGUGUGGAGUAAAUCUCUCAACAGAUCAUGCCAUGAUCUGUCCACAUGGUGGUCUGACAAUUAUUCGUCACAAUGAGAUUCGGGAUAUUACUGCCGAUUGGUUGAGCGAGGUGUGCAGUGAAACCGAGAAAGAACCGCAACUACAGCCUAUUACCGGGGAAAGUAUAUUUCCCAAGUCAGCAAAUAAGAAAGAAGAAGCAAGAUCAGACAUUAAGACAAAAGGCUUCUGGUGUCGACAGCAAAGUGCAUUUUUUGAUAUAAGGGUGUUUCAUCCCAACGCACCAAGCUAUCGUAAUUCCAGUAUUCCCUCCUUAUACAGAAAUCAAGAACAGAUGAAGAAGAGAGAAUAUGGUGACAGAAUAAGAGAAAUCGAGUUACGUCUUGCCCCCCUAAUCUUUUCAACCAGUGGUGAUCUUGGUAAAGAAUCAAAUUGCUGA
Molecule: messenger RNA, 882 nt
Organism: Paramuricea clavata
Lineage: Eukaryota; Metazoa; Cnidaria; Anthozoa; Malacalcyonacea; Plexauridae
Source: the annotation of a GenBank genome assembly